This is a messenger RNA of Physeter macrocephalus (sperm whale), 3686 nucleotides long. It is a transcript of the gene LONRF1, whose product is annotated as LON peptidase N-terminal domain and ring finger 1. Gene Ontology annotation, molecular function: ubiquitin protein ligase activity; metal ion binding; protein binding. The record is from RefSeq and is a predicted model, not a curated record. Lineage: Eukaryota; Metazoa; Chordata; Mammalia; Artiodactyla; Physeteridae. Bases 87 to 2489 code for a protein of 800 amino acids. The transcript is spliced from 13 exons.
UCGCGGGCCGCGUGCGGAGCCGCGCGCCCCGGAGGCUCCGGGACCGUGGCGGCGGGCGGUGGCGGCGGAGCAACCCUUUGCGGGCCAUGUCUUCUCCGGCCGUAGCGAGGAGCUCCCAGGGAGAGAGCCAGGAGGCGGACCCCCGGCCGCGGAGCCGGGGCCGGUUCUGGGAAGUGGGCGGCGGCGGCGACCGGCUGGAGCGCGCGGCCGCGGAGUCGGAGCGCUGGGAGCUGCUGCUCCGCCGGGGCGAGCUGCUGGCGCUGGGCGGCCACCUGAAGGGAGCGCUGGAGGCGUACGCGGCGGCGCUGCGCCGCGGGGCCCCGGUCAGGCCCGAGUGCCUCGGUACCCUGGUGGACUGCCUGGUGUUCAACUACCGGCUCCGCCACGGGCUGGGCUGGAGCGCGACCCCGGCGGAGGGCGCCCACCCCGGCGCCGGCGGGCUGCUCAGCUGCCUGGGCUGCCGGGGCUUCCUGAGCGAGCCGGUGACCGUGGCCUGUGGCCACAGCUACUGCCGCCGCUGCCUGCGGAGAGAGCUCCGCGCCCGCUGCCGCCUCUGCCGGGACCGGCUGCCGCCCGCCGCGGCCGCUGAUGCUGAGGGGACCUCCCCGCGGCCGCCGCCUCUGGCCGCCGCCAUCGCUGCCUCGGGCUUCAGGACCAGCGUCGUUCUCAACCACCUGGCCGAAAAGUGGUUCCCGGGCGAGCGGGAGAGAGCCCGGGCGGCCGGGCGUCUCGGGGAGCUGCUGCACCAGGGGCGCUACCGGGAGGCCCUGGCCGCCGCCUGCGAGGAGCUGCGAACAGAGCCCAGCGACUUGACUCUGAAAAUUUACAGAGCUGAAUCAUAUGCUGGUCUGCGAGAGUUUAAAGCAGCCAUAGAAGAUUUAAAUGCAGUUCUCUUUCAACUGCCAAAUUGGCCUGAGGUCUACUUCAGGAAAGGAAAAGUCCUCCAUGAUGCUGGUUUUUUAGGUGAUGCCUUACAACUGUUUCUUCAGUGCUUAGCGCUUGAUGAAGAUUUCGCACCUGCAAAGCUAGAAGUAGAAAAGAUUUUAUGUGAUUUAUUAUCACCUGAAAACUUAAAAGAAGGCCUGAAGGACUCUUCCUGGAGUUCAUUACCAUGUAUUAAAAACAAACCUUUUGGUUUUCCUUCAGUAAUAGAAGAGUCUCAUUGUGCCAGUGAGCUUAGCCCAGAGCAGAAUGAAGAAAUAGCAGAGGUCACUUCAGAGCCUGUCAAAGGAAGCCUAAACCAUGCUCGGUCAGCACAGGCUAUAAAUUCAACAGACAGGCCUGCCAGAGAGGAUUGUUUAAAAAGAGUGUCCUCAGAACCUUCACUCUCUGUUCAAGAGAAAGGUGUUCUGCUGAAAAGAAAGCUGUCUCUCUUAGACCAGGAUGUGAUUGUAAAUGAAGAUGGAAGAAAUAAGCUGAAAAGACAGGGAGAAACUCCCAGUGAAGUCUGUACAUUUUCAUUAACUUACGGUGACAUCCCAGAAGAAUUAAUAGAUGUCUCAGAUUUUGAGUGUUCUCUCUGCAUGAGGUUGUUUUUUGAGCCAGUAACAACCCCUUGUGGACAUUCAUUCUGUAAGAAUUGUCUUGAGCGUUGUUUAGAUCACACACCAUACUGUCCCCUUUGUAAAGAAAGCUUAAAAGAGUAUCUAGCAGAUAGAAGGUACUGUGUCACACAGCUGUUGGAAGAUUUAAUAGUGAAGUAUCUGCCUGAUGAACUGUCUGAGAGAAAAAAAAUAUAUGAUGAAGAAACUGCUGAACUCUCACACUUGACCAAGAAUGUUCCAAUAUUUGUUUGCACUAUGGCCUACCCCACUGUGCCUUGCCCUCUUCAUGUAUUUGAGCCAAGAUACAGAUUGAUGAUUCGAAGAAGUAUACAGACUGGAACUAAACAGUUUGGGAUGUGUGUCAGUGAUACACAAAAUGGUUUUGCAGAUUAUGGUUGUAUGUUACAAAUUAGAAAUGUACAUUUCUUGCCUGAUGGGAGGUCUGUGGUUGACACAGUUGGAGGAAAGCGGUUUAGGGUUUUAAAAAGAGGGAUGAAAGAUGGAUACUGCACUGCAGACAUUGAAUAUCUGGAAGAUGUUAAGUUUGAUGAACCAGUAGUCCAAAGGGCAUACACAGGGGAUGGAGGUAACCACAGCCUUGGGCCUUUACAGCAGCAGCAGCAGUUCAUCAUUGUUGAGAAUGAAGAUGAGAUAGAGAACCUCCGACAGCUUCACAAUUUGGUCUACUCUCAAGCCUGCAGCUGGUUUCAGAAUUUAAGAGACAGAUUUCGAAGCCAAAUUCUUCAGCACUUUGGAUCAAUGCCCGGGAGAGAGGAAAACCUCCAGGCAAUCCCUAAUGGACCCGCCUGGUGUUGGUGGCUUCUUGCAGUCCUUCCCGUCGACCCCCGCUAUCAGCUGUCGGUCUUGUCAAUGAAGUCUUUGAAAGAACGGUUGACAAAGAUACAGCAUAUACUGACUUAUUUUUCUAGAGACCAAUCUAAGUAACCAACUGCUUGGAUCUUCCUCUAAAAUUACCCUAAUCUGGCUGUGGUAAUGGCCAGAUUGUCCGCUGCCUUUGCACAUCCAGUGCUGGUUUGAGAAAUGUAAUGAAACUGUUCUUUUUUUUUUCUUUUUCCUUCAACCUCCUGAAUCAUGUGGUUCUGCAAACAAAUACCUUCAACUAGGAUUUAGACCACUAAGAACUUGCACAGAAAAACACACACUAAAUGUGUGUUAAACCUCUACAUUGUGAUGAAGUUGCACUAUGUACCAUACUCUAAAUGAAAUGAGAACUCUGUGUGUGGGUGCGUGUGGGUGCGUGUGUGUGUGUGCGUGCAUGAGCGCCCGUGUGGGUAGUAUGGGUGCAUUUUCUCUGGCUUUAAAAUUUUAAAAGAAAAAAAAAAAGCCAUAGAGAGCAGAACUUGCCGAGGGUCAUUUAUUGCCCAAGUUUACAACGGUAGCGAUACAAGUUUUUGCAAAUUGAAUUUGCCUCAGAUUUCUCUGUCCUGAUGCUUAAUUUGCACAAGUACGUAAGCUAUGGUAUUGAGUAUCACUCUUUGUAGGAAAUACCGCUCUUGCUGAACUGUCUUGACCAUUGACUAGGACACAGUUUCUUAUUUAUGUAAAUACUUGCAUCCCAAUAGCCAACAGGCAUCGGAUGCAGAACCUAGAGCCAGUUUUCAGGAACAACUGCAAACCUGACUUGGUACUGUGCAUCUAUUCAUAAAACACUUAAAACUGUGAAAAUAUGGUUUACACUUAACUGUACAUAAAGGUAAAUGGAGAACUCAGUUCAGUACCAGUUAGUUUGUACAUUUUAGGGGGGCUUUUCACAUUAACUGCCCAUCUAUGUAAUUUAUAGUUUGACAUAUGUUUGUUUAAAAAAAUUACAUAGUAUAAACCCAUUAAGGAUCUAAGGGAAGAGAAGAAGCUUAAUGUAGAACUAAGCUUUUAAAGUAUGUUGGGUUUUUUUUUUUUUUAAUUCUCGUCUUGGUGCAAAUGUUAGUUAUGCCUUAUUCAUAUCACAGUUAGAUCACCAUGCUGUGACAUGGUCUGUAUUCAUGCUGCCCUAGAUACUUUUGUAAUUAUUUGUUGCAGACUUGUGACUGUCCCUCUUAACUUUCUUUUAUGUAAGUAAUUUGUAAAAGUUUCUUAAAAAUUUUGCUUUUGCUUAUUUAAUUUUGAAUAAAAGCUAAAUUCAUA